AUGGGUUUACUUAAAAGCUUAAAGUUCUAUACUAAGUCAUUGGUAUUUGGAUUAUUGAUUAUAUUAUGUGCUUCCUAUGGUGUGGUGGCUUCAAUAAUCUUAAGACUCGUAGGAAAACCUCAGUACAGUCAAUAUACUGUCGCUAGAGCAUUCUACUAUUCUUUCUCCUCCAUCUUGGGGAUUAAGAUCAAAAUCAAUAACGAGAAGUAUUUGAAGGAAAGUAAACCUGGAAUGUUCAUUUCCAAUCAUCAAAGUGCUUUGGAUAUCCUUGUAUUAGGUAAAGUGUUUCAUCCAGGGUUUACUGUCACUGCUAAGAAAGUAUUGAAAUAUUUCCCCUUUUUAGGUUGGUUCAUGAUUGCUAGUGGGACCUUUUUCAUCGAUAGAAGUCGUGGGGAGAAGGCUAGAAAGGUUUUGGAUCAAGCAUUAAAAUCAGUAAAGAAAAGUAAGGCGGGUUUAUUCAUGUUCCCUGAAGGAACUAGAUCUGCUACCACCAAUUUAGAGAUGUUAUCAUUCAAAAAAGGUGCUUUCCAUUUAGCUCAACAAGCUAAGAUUCCUAUCAUUCCUAUCGUUGUUUCUAAUUAUUCAAAUAUCUUCCAUUCGGCUUCUAGAACCUUCAAUACUGGUGAAAUCAUUAUCGAUGUUUUACCACCAGUUUCCACCACUGAUAUCGAAACCAAGGAGGAAGUAGACCAAUUGGUCAUUGAUGUUAGAACGUCAAUGGUUGAACAAUUGAAAAAGUUGGGAUAUAGUAAGAUUAACGGAGAAAAAAAAAAGCCUGAAUCGGUAUCACCAAAAAUCAAAUCACCUGAACCAAUCGCUGAUUCUGAUAAGGAUGAUGAUGUAGAGGUAGAGAUUGUUGAUGAACAGUCACCGCUAGUUAAGUAG
This is a messenger RNA of Yamadazyma jaroonii, 885 nucleotides long. Lineage: Eukaryota; Fungi; Ascomycota; Pichiomycetes; Serinales; Debaryomycetaceae. The record is from the annotation of a GenBank genome assembly.